AUGGCGUCGCUAUUAGGUGCUGACUACGAGUCUAGCGACGAUGAGACCGCGCGCCCCCAGUCUCAAACUACCGUGCCAACAGCGACUAAGAUUGUCGCAGCGCCUGAAGUAAAUACAGAGGACCAAGCACAUAUGCAGAUGAUGCUUGCUAAUACAUCCUCCCAAGCUCUGACCUACAAUGCAACAUAUGACGAUCUCUCCCGUCCCAACCAGGGUCCAGCGAAUCCGUUUAAGCCUGAUGGCCCCGCGAAUGGACUCAAACGCAAGAACGUGCCUACGGGGUACGCAGAAGAAGCAGCAAUUAGCGCAGCCACCUUCGCCACGCAACACCGCACAUUCCAGAGCUUAGGAUACACACGCAACCCCGGACUACCGGGCCAGUUUGUGGGAGACCUGGACCGGGCGGCACAGUAUGGAGGCCGGGAUAUCGUACAGAUGAAGCCGUCGAAAGAGGUAUCGGCAGCCUUGCGGGCCAAAAGGCAAAGGAAGGGUGAUUCGAGCAUUGUCGAGGGUGAAGGCGCUUAUCUGGGGCCGUGGGCGAAAUAUAAGGAUGAUGACCAUAUGUAUCAGGAAGCGGAGGCGGCCGAAGACCGAGAACUUGCCAGUGACGAGGAGUACGUGGAGGAAGAGGAAGAGGAGAUCGCCCCAGCUCAUAUGCCUGCUAUGAGCAAGCAAUCGACAGACUACCAGGACGAUUCGUCCAAGGUGGAAACUACCGAGUUCCACGGAUCCGAGCAAUUCGACUACUUGGGCCGGACGUACAUGCAUGUACCGCAAGACCUGGAUGUGGACCUCAGGAAGGAGGUUGGAAGUGUCAAGAACUUUAUCCCGAAGAAACUCAUCCACACCUGGAAAUCACAUACUAAAGCCAUCACAUCCCUUCGUUUCUUCCCUCAGUCCGGCCAUCUCUUACUAUCGUCUGCAGCGGACGGCAAGGCCAAGAUCUGGGACGCAUUCCAUUCGCGCGAGCUUCUGCGCACUUUCUCUGGUCACUCCAAAGCUAUCACCGACACAGAUUUCCAUCCCACCGGGAAAACGUUCCUCACAGCAUCCUACGACCGCCAGAUCAAACUCUGGGACACCGAGUAUGGCAAGUGCCUUGGUCGUUUCUCUACCGGCAAGACGCCACACGUCGUUCGGUUCAACCCCGGUGCGGAUCACUCUCACGAGUUCCUGGCCGGUAUGUCUGACAAGAAGAUCGUGCAAUUCGAUACCCGCUCCGGCGAACUGGUCCAAGAAUACGACCACCACCUAGCAGCAAUCAAUACCAUCACCUUCGUUGACGAGAACCGUCGCUUCAUCUCCACAUCUGACGACAAAUCCCUCCGCGCCUGGGAAUACGGCAUCCCCGUCCCGAUCAAGUUCAUUGCGGAACCAUACAUGUUUGCCCUCACACGGGCAGCACCCCAUCCAAACGGCAAGUAUGUCGCCUUCCAAUCCGGCGACAAUCAGAUCGUCGUCUACGGCGCCACGGAUAAAUUCCGCCAAAAUCGAAAGAAGAGCUUCCGCGGCCAUAAUAACGCUGGUUACGCCAUUGACCUCAAGAUCUCUCCCGAUGGUCAGUUCAUAUGCUCCGGCGACAGCGCCGGAUACGUAUGCUUCUGGGAUUGGAAGACCGGGAAAAUGUACCACAAAAUUAUGGCGAGCGGCAAGGAAGGCGGUGCGACGACUUGUCUUGACUGGCAUCCUCAAGAGACGAGUAAGGUCGUCACUGGUGGAUUGGAUGGUGUGAUUAGAUACUGGGAUUAG
Molecule: messenger RNA, 1749 nt
Organism: Aspergillus oryzae RIB40
Lineage: Eukaryota; Fungi; Ascomycota; Eurotiomycetes; Eurotiales; Aspergillaceae
Product: WD40 repeat domain-containing protein
Exons: 2
Coding region: 1-1749 (582 amino acids)
Biological process (GO): mRNA splicing, via spliceosome
Cellular component (GO): catalytic step 2 spliceosome
Molecular function (GO): mRNA binding; protein binding
Source: RefSeq, a predicted model, not a curated record